Molecule: messenger RNA, 417 nt
Organism: Helianthus annuus (common sunflower)
Lineage: Eukaryota; Viridiplantae; Streptophyta; Magnoliopsida; Asterales; Asteraceae
Product: glycine-rich protein 5-like
Exons: 1
Coding region: 1-417 (138 amino acids)
Source: RefSeq, a predicted model, not a curated record
AUGACAAGGUGGUGCAUUGUGUUAGUUCUAGCUCUAGCGGUAUCAGUUUACCCUGGUACCGCUAGAGACGUUCCAAGAGAAAACAAAGAUACUAUUGGUCUUACAGACCAAAAGAACGUUUAUAAUUUUGGUGGAACGGGCGGGUUUGCUGGCCUAGGAAACAAUGGUUUGCCCAUGGGUGGGAUGGGCACCGGAGUCGGUGUAGGGGGUGAUUUUGGUGGAAACAAUGGAAUAGGAGGUGUUGGUGCUGGAUACCAGUUUGGUGGACCUGGUGGCCCGGCCGGUGGUGUGGGAACUUUUGGAGGUCUUGGUAACGGUUUUGGUGGAUUGCCUACACUUGGUGGCGGUGGAUUUGGUGGUGGUGGUCCUAUGGGUGGCGGUGUUGGUGGUGGUGGUGGUGUGCUCCCCUCUCCUUGA